Messenger RNA from Drosophila sulfurigaster albostrigata, 1934 nucleotides. RefSeq lists its product as uncharacterized. The transcript is spliced from 7 exons. Gene Ontology annotation, biological process: synapse organization. The record is from RefSeq and is a predicted model, not a curated record. Gene Ontology annotation, cellular component: neuron projection membrane. Lineage: Eukaryota; Metazoa; Arthropoda; Insecta; Diptera; Drosophilidae. The coding region runs from base 230 to 1393 and encodes 387 amino acids.
UUCGAGGAAUGAAAUGCGAUUGCGUGAGUUACGCAGAGUAUCGUACUUGUUGUCAACUCUAAUUUAGUCUCCGUAUGGCGGUUAGGAAAAGAGGUCCUUUAACUGAAACAGCCUGCUCAAAAGAAGAUAUAAGGUUGAUAUAAGAUAUCAGGGGCUAUAAACAUGUUUCAUAUACACACACGUCGUACUCGUAAAUAAUCAGUUCGUCGUGAGUGAAAUAAAUGCUAAAAUGAUGGAAUCGGAAAAAUGGCAUAUACAGAUCUAUUUAUUUUUGCUAUUAAUAACUUCAGCAUAUUCAAAUGUGGGAAAAAUGACAUCGUCUCAAAACCACUUUGGGAGUAGUCUUCAAAGCCAGUUUAAUACUAAAAACAAUACUCGGGUCAUCGCCCAGAAGGGAGGACUUGCUAUUUUACCAUGUGUCGUUAAAGUCAAUUCUCCGGCCACGGUUUCUUGGAUUCGAAGAAAAGAUUUUCAGUUGCUUACUGUGGGCUUAUCAACUCACAGUAGCGACAAAAGAUUUUUAGUAGAGCACACACGUCACAUGGGGCAUUGGUCGCUAAGGAUUAAAGCUGUUAAGGAAGAGGACCGAGGAUUCUAUGAGUGUCAACUGUCAAUUUACCCAACGCAAUCAAUUUUUAUAGAACUAAAAAUUGUUGAAGCUGUAGCUGAAAUAUCAAACGCACCCGAUAUACUUAUUGACGAAACUUCUACGCUUCAACUGCAAUGUAAACUUAAGGGGGCCACGGAAAAUCCAGCAUUUGUCUUUUGGUAUCAUGAGAAUAAAAUGGUUAACUAUGAUGCGCAAGGAGGUUUCGUUGUCACGUCGAUUACUGAAAAUGCGAUCACUGGUCUCGAAAACGGCCAACAUUUACAGACGAAACCAAAUGGCACUAAAAAUAAAACACAUCGCAGCGCAAUGGAAUCAAAUGGCGAUAGCGCGAUCGUAUCUACUGCAGGUCCAUAUAUUUCUACUUCACCAAUUAGUCCAUUUUCAGCAUUACAAGUACAACCACAUAAGUCACCAUAUCUUCCAAAUUCUUCAAUGAGCGUGCUAACCAUCAAAACAGUAACAUUUCAUCAUGCUGGAAAUUAUACAUGUGCACCGUCAAAUGCUAGGCCGGCCAGCAUUACGGUCCAUGUACUGAGAGGAGAAAAACCAGCAGCCAUGCAACAUGCGAAUCGCAGCAUUCUUGACGGAGAGAAUAAUUCCAACAUCAGCUUGGGCCUAAACAGUAUUAAAGGAUUCAAUGGAACCAAUAGUCUACUGGUCACAGGGCCCUCACUACUAUUAUCCGUUCUCUGUUUGCUAGCGAAUCUGCCUUCUGCAUCCCAUUUACAAAAGCAGACACCAAUGAUAUUCUUCGUAUAUGUAUUAUGUACUUUUAAUAGCUGAAAUUUUGAUUAGACUAAAUAACAAGAAUUAUAGAGUAAUUUAAAUCAAUUAGCUUCGGCAAUUGGAAUUAAGGAAUUGUAUAUAAAUAAUACCACACAUUUAAAGAUACUCAUGAAUGCGGUACAUACGAAUACAUUAGUAUCACGAUACCAAUAUUAAGAUGUUUAAGUUAAAAUUGUAAAAAGGACUUGACUAUAUGAUAUGAUUAUAUGGUAAAUUAAUGAAAGCUGUCUUCGGCAUACCAAAAACUGAUAUAACGAUGUAGACUUAUUAAAAAGUUGUUCCUACGGUAGCUAUAUGGUAGUUUUGUCGAUCGUUCGAUCUACGCAUUUCCAUUUAAAAUGACAGCUAUCGGGGUUCAGUUAAGGUCUCAGUAUAUAAACUGUGAUAUAAUUUGAUGUAGAAUUAAUAAAAAAUUGUCAUUUAAAUCAAAAAUAUUUACCCUUAAAACGUCACAUUUAUGCUGACUGCCGAUAAACAUAUUUAGAUGAAACACUCACUUUCCAUCAACAUACAACCUUCAACCUUCUUAAGAACUAUA